GGGGAGGGACUCAAAGACCGCGCUGGAAGCGGAGGGGCGAGCAGCAGCCACCAGCCCACUCCCCAAUUCGGGGCAGGCACUGGAGUCAGCAUGGGGGUGACAGGUGUCAACGGGUUUCCUUGUUGCAGUAAGAAGUCUGUAGAGGUCGUGGAGACACAGAAGCUCCUGAAGGGGAAAGGGAGUGAUGGGGACCAGUUCCACAGCUUGUCCUUCUAUGAUGAGGACGGAUGUACUGAGAGCACAUCUGCAUUCACUUCAGGGGCAAUUUCCCAGAACCCCACUGGCUUCUCCUAUAAGGAGGAACUCAAGAUCGGGCUCUUGGGGGCCUAUAAUGCUCUUAGUCAGCAAGGGUCACAUAUCAGGGCCACAGAGGAGGAGGAGUUGGAAGAGGAGAUAAUGGAGGAGGAGUUGGAUGAGGAGUUGGAUGAUGAGGAGGAUGUGGAGGAGGAGGAAGAGAGGAAGUUGGAGGAGGUGUUGGAGGAGGAGGGGGGUAACAAAGAAGAGAGUGGCAGAGCUACAAACAAGUCUUUGGUGGUGCUGGUGACAGUGGCACACUGGGGCACAAAAGUGGGUGAGGACUUUCAGGAGGACUCUGAUCCCCAGCCUGAGCCUGUGGAAGAUGAGACUGAGCUGUUAGAUGACACCCUUGACCUGGAAGCAGAGCAGGACCUGGACUCGGAGUCUGAGCUGGAGUCCGAACUGGAGCCAGACCCUCGGUUGCUCCCAGAGUCGGAGUCAGAGCUAGAGGAAGAAGACCCUGUCCCAGUCAACGUCUUUGUCCAAGCCUCCAAUCUGGCGUUCAACCUGGCCCCGAAGAACGUGCCGCCGGGGCCCAGAGUAAACGUCCAGAUCCAGACGGCCGUGGGCCCCAAGGGCACCCUGGAGCUGAGCAUCUCCCACGAGCCCCGCAACGCAGAGCCCGCGCCGGUGAAGGACGGCGGGAACCACACCUUCCGGUCGGUCUUCGUGCAGACCUCCAAGCACUUCUUCCGCAUGGACAAGGUGAUGCAGGCGGCCGACGCCAAGCAGCCGUCGGAGGCGGCCCGCCGCCCGUUCCCCGUGCGGGACUGGCCUUUCCAGAAGCCUCGGCGAACGGCCUCCAAGGAGAGCCUGCUCUCCGGCAGCAAGAUGUUGAUGGAGGACAUCAGGGUGCAGACCUCUCACCCCAGCCUGGGCAUCGAAGGCUUUCCGCCCCGGACCCCCGUGCAAGCCCUGCUCCCGGAGAAGGUGCCCGCCGAGGCCCAGUCGCUCUCCUCCCCCAACUUCUCGGAGCCGCUGGACUUCCGGAUGUUCGACUCGCGCCCGACCUCUGCCAGCCUCCCCCCCGCCCUGGUUUCCAGCACCACGACUUCGGGCAGCUCCUCCUGCACGGAGCUGGCCGUGGAGGCCCAGGCUCUGGUUUCCUGCCCGUCGCCCUCGGCGCUGAGAACGGGCUCGAGGUCGCCCCUGACCCAGGGGUCGACCACGGACCUGUCGGUAGCCACCGAGCAGCGCGCCUCCCCCGCGCCCUCGCUGAAGCCGCCCGAGGCCCGGGAGCCCCAGAAGCCCGCGGGCCAGGAGUUCGCCCUGAAGCCGGGCUUCGUCCUGAGCGUGACCAAGCCCCCCUCGGAGAGAGCCGCCAUGGAGGGGGAGGGGAACCGCCUCCAGCCUCCGUCCUUGUCCCCGAUGCCCUCGGCGCCCUGGAAAGAGUGGUCACCAACAGACGACCAGGAGAUCCACAGCGACACAGAAAUGGUGCAGCUGGACCCAAGGUGCUUGGAGCCUGAGGUGGGGGAAGACCCGGAGGAUCUAACCCCCAAGAUGAAGAAGGAGUCUCUGGCCUCCUGGAUCACCCAACAGGCUCGGGGGAGGCCUGCUACAGAAACCAAGCCUCAGAGCAUUGACAGCCCUAUUGCCAAUAGGAGACGGGAUCUCUCUAGCCUCUUUGCACCAGUGGACAUUCCUGCUGAGUAUGAGCAUCCCCUGACCUCUAGGCAGGUGGCAGCCUUCCAGGAUGUCUUCCAACUGUUUAAACCGGGCUCCCAGGGCAAGCUGGACAUGCGGAGCAUGAAGGGGGCACUACGGACCCUCGGCAUCCAGCUGAGCCCACAAGAAGUGUGUGAGGCCCUGAGGCGGGCCGACCUAGACGGUGAUGGGGCCGUUGACUUUGAAGACUUCCUUGGGAUACUGACAGACAAUCACCGCUUUGCCCAGUGUAUGGGGCGGAUGAGAAACAGUCGUAUCAAUGAUCCCCAUGGUCUGGAAACGCUUUUCUUCGAGAUGAUGUCUAAGUUUGUGGGUCAGGGCGCACUGUCCCCCAAGUCAGUGGCGGAGGUGGUGAGCUACUACACAGACAAGCAGAGAGUGCUGCGCAUGAGCUCUUGGUGGAAGGGCCUGAACCACAAACACAACCGAAGCUACCAAUCCCGCUCACACACGGGGCUCAGCUUCUUCUGCCAGGCCACGCGCCUGACUGGUCUCAACAACCGGCAGCUCGCCCGAUCCCUGCACAACCUCCGGGACUUGAAUGUCCAAGGCCCCUAUUCUCAGGUCCCCAACCUGCCCCCUCGGACUCGGUCGACAGAGAGGAGGAUUCGGAGCAGAGGCCCCCGACUGACCAACCUUGCCAGGCCCUGCAAACCCAAGCCGCCUCCGAGAGAGGCACCUCGGCGGGUCCCCGAACCCAUAGCUCAACGGCCCAAAUCAGAAGAGGGGACUGCAGAGCUGGGACCGGCUCCCUCCCCACCCACCCUGGUCCAAAGCCAACUCCCCUCCCCACCCCCUGCUACCCCACAGAGUCACUCUUUACCAAAUGUUUACCAAUAAAGCACUUCCUUAGAGAAAUUAACUUCCUGAAUCUCCCUCACGUAAGGGGGGAGAUGGAGGCUGGCACAAAGAGCACCGCAUCUUCCAAAUCCAUUUAUUCAGUUCCACGUAUAAAAAUAAGGUCCCAGGGGUUUCUCCCUCCCCCCCCCCCCACCUCAUCCCCUACUCCUGUCCUCCCUGCCCCAGGCCGAGGGCAAAGAGUGGCAGGCAUUCAUAAGUUAUAGAUGCC
This is a messenger RNA of Sarcophilus harrisii (Tasmanian devil), 3034 nucleotides long. RefSeq lists its product as uncharacterized. Gene Ontology annotation, molecular function: calcium ion binding. Gene Ontology annotation, biological process: spermatogenesis. The record is from RefSeq and is a predicted model, not a curated record. Lineage: Eukaryota; Metazoa; Chordata; Mammalia; Dasyuromorphia; Dasyuridae.